AAAGCUUGCUAUCUAUGUGCUUUGUCCUAUUUGUCAGGCAGAGGAGGAAUCGAUGGCUCACUUGUUUCGUGAUUGUGCCUCAUCAAAGCAAGUGCUGGAGGGAAUUGGGGUGAAGCUCUUAGCAGUAAACAUGCAACAAAAUUGGAAACAAUGGUUAAAGGAGGAGGAGAAUGUUGUGGACUCGACCAUGGCAGAGGCAAGAGCAUGUUUGAAGGCGGUCUCCUUUGCGGAAGAGUUAGUGUUUCAAAAUGUGUGCGUUGAAGGGGAUGCUUUGACCAUCAUUCGGAAACUACAAUCGGGAGAGGAGGACAGAUCAAGUUUCAGUACUAUCAUUUCAGCAAUUAAAGGGAGAAACACUAGAUUCAGGACUUUAGAGUUCAGAUUUGUACCUAGAGAAGAAAAUGAGGCGACACAUGUGAUGGAAGUGGAGGGUAGGAAGCACGAUCAUGCAAUGAACUGGAUAGAGGAGGUUUCGAGGGAGGUGGAAAGAAUUGUUGUUGUAACACCCCAAACUCGGCCUAAAGGUAUAUACCAUACCGUUAACCAAAGAGGAGCUGAAAACCGGUGA
Gossypium raimondii (Peruvian cotton) is the source of this 568-nucleotide messenger RNA. RefSeq lists its product as uncharacterized. The record is from RefSeq and is a predicted model, not a curated record. The transcript is spliced from 2 exons. NCBI's taxonomy places the organism in Eukaryota, Viridiplantae, Streptophyta, Magnoliopsida, Malvales, Malvaceae. Gene Ontology annotation, molecular function: nucleic acid binding; RNA-DNA hybrid ribonuclease activity. Bases 53 to 568 code for a protein of 171 amino acids.